Molecule: messenger RNA, 1264 nt
Organism: Eucalyptus grandis
Lineage: Eukaryota; Viridiplantae; Streptophyta; Magnoliopsida; Myrtales; Myrtaceae
Exons: 2
Coding region: 154-336 (60 amino acids)
Source: RefSeq, a predicted model, not a curated record
UGCACCAUGGCGCGUACCACAUACAACCAAAAAUCUCAUUAAAACCCCCCCAUCUUCCCACAUGACUCGCCAAUCUUCCUCCCCUGUACAUAACCACUCGGGUCGGUUUCAGCUGAAGUGGCAAUUGGUGCGCCCGAGAGAGAGCAGAGAGGAAUGUUACUGGUGGCGGUACUGGCGGAGCUGAUGGAGCAGUACACGGCGGUUCUGGCGAGGGCGCUCCAGCACCUGUUCGGCAGCGCGCCGCUCCCGCGGAGGGUCCGGUUCCUCAUCCUCCGCAGCCUCCCCUUCGCCCCCUCCGCCUUCCAUCCUCCCUUCUCCUUCCGAGCCUCUGCGUAAUCUAAACUUUUUCGGAAGUUCUUUUCCAUUCCCCGUUUUCGGGAUUGAAGAAUGUUUUCGACAAACCAUUUCACAAGAAAGAGAUUGCUUCCAAGGUGAUAUAUGCAUGUAGCAGAAAACAGUGUGCCGAAUCAGACGCUGUGAUCUUUUACAUCGUUCGCUGAGUCACCGAAGCUUUCAUCACGUCCAGGACUAACGCGACGCAAGAGAUGGGACUGAUGGAGAGAGGGAGAGACAAUCAUUCCGGCGUAAAGAAUCAGAUUCCGCACGGCACGUUCUGUCAAACGUGAAUCGACGCGGAGGUGAUGAAUGUGAUCACAGUAGUCUUGACACGAAUCGAGAGUCUCAGUCACAUCCGCGACGUGGACGACGGUCGUUCGAGCCCAAUGUAAGGAAUGGUGUUUGGUGGCUUUGUCUCUGGGUGCCGGAAGAAUGGUGUGGAAGGUCGCCAACUUACCUUUUUCUUCUCAUUUUGUACCCUUUUUUUCUUGAGGUAAUGUGUCCAUAUUAAUCUGGGUCUUUGUCUUGUUAUAAAUUCAAGUAAAAGAGUGGAUUGGAUGGUCCAAUCAUUUUGGGCGAGCCCCCCACCGCCUUCCAAACACGAUAUUAGCGAAAAAGAAGAAGAAGUCCAAUUAUCUUAUGUCAGGACGCGACGUGAUGAGAUGUGAAACUGUCAAGGAAUUUGAACUAGUGACUGGGGAUGUUGGCGUGAUUGGUGCUGGCCUUUCUAUUUGGGAAGAAAUUAUGUAGAUUUGUUUGAUUGUGAAGAAAUUAUGCUGGCCCUCCUAUUUGGGAAGAAAUUAUGUGGAUUUGUUUGCUUUCUGUAAUUUUGGGAAUUGCCUAUUUUCUCAUUGUCUUUUUUUCCAGUACUUCAUUGUAUGAUGGCAGUCCCUCUAUACAACAAAAAGAAAACUUUGAGAGAGGAUUA